AGCUGUUCGCGGUCCGGUGCGGGGACGGGUCAGAGGACACAAUCUUGUUUCACGGCGUGCCACACUCAUGCGUUCUCAGCCGAAGAGCGGGUGACACUUCCUCCGACACCUCAGGUGGUCUAUGUGCCGAUACCUGUUCCUCGUAAUCAGAGAAGGCCAGCGAGCACAAGGGGGCUUCGUGGCCGUGGGGCCCUACGGAAUCAAGGACAACGGAACAGUACUCGUGGACUCGGGAGCCACCCAAAUUUCAAGAAUCGUCCCACAUCCGCCUUCGGUAGAGGUGGCCAAGCACGAGGUGGAACGACUCUUAGGAAAACUCGCUAUCCGCAGAGACCCAAAAAGUCGAUUAGUCAGCUAGAUCGAGAACUGGAGGAUUACAUGAGGAAAUCGAGACAUCCCAAAAUUGUUAUUUAG
Messenger RNA from Haemonchus placei, 414 nucleotides. The record is from the annotation of a GenBank genome assembly. NCBI's taxonomy places the organism in Eukaryota, Metazoa, Nematoda, Chromadorea, Rhabditida, Trichostrongylidae.